AUGUCCGGCGACACUCUUCCCGGAGCCGCCGCCACCUCCUCAACCAUCCCUUCCGACAGCAUGGCAUCCGUGCCGCCGUCAUCGGUACCGGCGUCUGAUGCGACUGUCAAGACGGUACCAACAUCUUCUGCUGUCGGAGUGGUGCCGCAAGUAAAGAAAGCAUCCGAGGCUCUUCCACCAGCUGCAGAGUCCGAGCUCCCUGUAGAUGGGCCUUUGCCCGAAUGCACCGCCGAGACCUUUCCUGCCGCUCCCAUAAAGACACCACCAACAGCCUCAAACACAGCCUUGCCCUUGCCCAUCGGCUACGAGGCACUCCCACAGCCGCAAGCACCCCCCGUCGCACCGCCGACAUAUGAGUCGGAAGAAAUCAUCGUCUCUGCGAUCGAUCCUACGGACGUGAACGAUGGGCAAAGCGUCACUGCCGCACACUCGCCCCCGAUCAUGACAUCGGCACUGGCCGGUGUCCCAGUCAACCUCCCAGAGGCCGCAACAGGAGCCACACCAACGCUUGCGGCGGCACCGACAAUAGCAACAGCCUCACACACCACCCCACUGACCUUACACCCGAUACGGAGCAGCAGUGCCAGUGGUCCGCCCCUCGGCUCGUUGAAUCCUAAGCACACGAAGUUGCCGGCUAAGGCAGUGCCGAGCGAGAAGCCCGUCGAGGCGGCCGAUGUCGACGACAGUCCGUCGUCGGCGACGCCACCGUUGACGCUGCUGGAGCUGCCAAACGACAUUCUGCGGUUGAUUGUCAAGGAGAUCACGCACACGAAUGAUUUAACGUCCCUGGCCCUGACCAACUCGACUCUGUACAACCUGGCCGUCCCACACAUCUACUCCCGCUUCGACAUUGUCUGGCCAGACCCUUCUGCACCCGUGUCCGAAGGCAAGAGCGUCGACGCCUUGACUUACGGCCUGUCCACUCUUUGUCUGGGCAGCGCGUUCGCUCGUACCGCUAACCGUUUGCGACGAGGCCGGCCCAACAGCACGGGCACCAAGUCGGCCACCAAGCCUGGCAGCGGCAUCUUUAGCCACUACACCAAGUUCGGCAGCCCUGACUAUGCCAAGUUCACGCGCAAGUUCUCGCUUGGUAAUGGGCCACGCGACUGGGUCGCCGAGUACAUGAUCACCAAGGAGAGCGGCAAGAUGCUCGGCACACUGGUGGCCAUGAGUGUUGCCAAGAUGCGGAACCUCGAGAAUUUUGUCUGGGAUAUGCCUACCGGCGUCGUCUCCGACGUCUUCAUGGCCCUCGCCUCGCUGCCCGACUACGACCCGGAACAGGAGACCUGCAAGCUCGACCGGCUCUGGAUCCGUUGGCACAACAACUCGCUGACCACGCCCCCCGCGUCGCGUUCCACAAGCCCCAGCAUCGCCCCCGCGCCGGCGCCUCCGCAGCUCUUUGUGCCUCAGGGCAGCAACGUGACGCCCACUGGCAUUCUCCUGCCGCCUCACGGCGGCCACCCGCCGCCGCCGCCUGCCAUUCCGUACUCGCUGAGUCCCGUCGAGUUCCCCACCUUCAGCGUCGUACCGCCGCUGCGCAGCCUGACCGUCCUCGACAUUGACGAGCUGGCCUACCUCGACGAGCUAGCCGUGCUGAUUGAGCGCUCACACAGCCGCCUGACCGAGCUGCGCAUCGGCAUUGCAGCCCACGCCAUCGGCAAGGACUUUGUGCAGACCUGGGACGGUGUCAGCCUCCAGCAGGUCGACAUGGACGCUAGCUGGCCCGGUGAGAGCACCAUUGGUGAGCGUCGCCUCGGCGGUGUCCUGGGCGUUCUGGUGGGACGCAUCUAUGACAUUCGCCGGAAGCCGGCACCGGAGCCGGCACCGGGGAGUAGCGUUACAGUAGAAUUAAUACCGGCGGCAGCGGCGGCAGAAGCAACUACGUCGACAGCUGCCUCUGCAGGACACGAGACGAACGGAACGGCGUCCACUGUCGAUGACGGUGAGACGACUCCAGUGGCAUCCACGUCCACACAGAGCGACCUCGCAUCUGCUAGCCCGCAACCAACACCCAGCUCAUCCUCGUUGUCUUCGUCCGCUGCCGCCGCACCCCCUCCGCAUAACCCCCACUCGCCACCACCCAACGACCCCCCUACCCUCGAGGGCGUCGAUGUGCCGCUCUCCCGCGCCAACCGCGACCAUGACCGCGAUCAUGAUCACGACGAUGACGCGGACGAUGUCGAUGAACCCCAUCGACUCGACAAGAAACUAAAGCUUACGACGCUCGAGUUGGAACGUGUGCCGCUGUCGAUGCAGGUGCUCGUGCGCGCCGUCGACUGGUCCACACUCACCACGCUCACCAUCCUCAACUGCCCGCAGCACGACUCGCUCUGGCGGCAGCUUAAGAAGCACUUCCGCCCCACGGCGUCGUACAGCGGGCACGGUUUCGGCAUCGCGGCGCCUUCCAAUCCGUCGUUGUCCUCCCCCUCCGCGGCGCCGCUGCGCUACCACAUGGCCCUCAAGAGCAUCCACACCGACAUCGUGUCCAAGUCGUUGCUUUACUUUAUCCGGGACACGCUCGCCCCCAACUCGCUCGAGGUGCUGUUCCUCCAGAACCGCCGUCACUCCGACGCCUCGAACCAGAUCACCAUCCAUGACAUUUUCAAGAGCGCCAUCAAACCCCACCGCCAGAGCCUUCGGAAACUCCUGAUUGACGGCAGCCUCCGUACCGAGGCCGACCACCUCGAGGGCUCCCGCCGGCGCCGCAUCUGGGUGUUGCCCCACGACAUCCUGUUGUACCUCAGCAGUGGCCGCAUGAUCAACCUGCGCGAGCUAGCCGUGACCAUGAGCUACGCGAGCUGGCACACCUUCUUGCAGCGUCUGCCGCAGCUGCCGAAGCUGCGCUCCCUUCACGUCCAGCACAUUGUCGACCACCUUGUCGAUCCGCUGCAACCCUACGAUCUGGCCAUGCAGAUUGCCGACAUUGUCACUCUGCGGCCCGACGUGCAGCUGUGCUUUGUUGGCAUUGGUGCCAAGUGCUACGAGGUGGUCGAGCUGCACGGCUCGGAGCGCGACCAGGCCGACGGGGACGGGAGCACUGCUGGCGGCGCCGUUGCCGGCGCCGGCACCGGCAGUGGCAAUGGCAACGGCAACAGUAUCGACGGGUCCAUCCACGACGGCUCCGACACGUCGUCGACGUCGUCGGAUGAUGACGACGACGAUGUCGACGACAGCGACGACAGUGCCGACGACGAGGAUGUUGCCGAGGACGACGACGACGACGACGAUGACGACGACGCGCCACCCAAUGCCUUUGCCGGCCCGCCGGGCGUGGCCAUCCACGACAGCGAUGACGCCGACAAUCUGAGCGACAGUGGCGACUCGGACGACUCGUUCUUGCAGGACGGCGACGCGGCCCUGCCGCGCCCGCCCCGGCUGCAGAUGCGCGAGAUUUUCUUUUACGACGACAAGGUGGCCAUUUUCAAGGCGCGGCAUGGACGGCUGUAG
Sporothrix brasiliensis 5110 is the source of this 3447-nucleotide messenger RNA. RefSeq names its product F-box domain-containing protein. The record is from RefSeq and is a predicted model, not a curated record. The transcript is spliced from 2 exons. NCBI's taxonomy places the organism in Eukaryota, Fungi, Ascomycota, Sordariomycetes, Ophiostomatales, Ophiostomataceae. The coding region runs from base 1 to 3447 and encodes 1148 amino acids.